This is a messenger RNA of Blumeria graminis f. sp. triticale, 2082 nucleotides long. The record is from the annotation of a GenBank genome assembly. NCBI's taxonomy places the organism in Eukaryota, Fungi, Ascomycota, Leotiomycetes, Helotiales, Erysiphaceae.
AUGAGCUCUAACAAGACAGAACUGGAAGUGCCAAGUGGUUUUUUCACUGUGGAGCAGUUGCAGACGUUAUCAAGUCGCGAAGCUGAAAAUAAUCGUCUUGUCAGCGUGAUAGGACAUAUAAAAGAUUUUCAACCCCCAAUAAAAACCAGAGGCUCAGACUGGAAAUGUACACUAGAAAUAGCCGAUCAUUCUAUUCAGUCCAAUAGUUUAGGUAUUAAAGUUGUGCUGUUCUGGCCUCUCGAAAACAUGCCAUCGGAAUCUGCCGUGGCAGAUAUAGCCGUUAUAUCAAGAGCAAAGCUUCAGGGAUUUGGUGGUCUCCGUUCUCUUCUGUCGAACAUUAACACAACCGUGCAUAUUAUGCCCUCGAAGAAAAUCCCCCGGAACUUAUGCCAAAGCUAUACACACCUUUGGAAAUCAUGCUCUUUCUACCAUAAUUCUAGCAGCAAAAAGAUAGAUGCACCUAGCUAUAAAGAAACGGAGUAUGCAUUGAUGGUGAAUCUAAAAAAAUCGAGCCGUCCAACUUUAUCUUCUAAAGAGCACAAACUCAACAAACCCCAAGCCAACAACGUGAGGGAAAAGUAUCGGCUCUUAGCAGAUGCUCGUCCUGGAGAAUACUGCGAUCUUGUAGGGCAGAUAGUUAAGAUAAGGCGGCAAUCUUCAGGAGUCCUAUCAUUAUACAUUUCUGACUAUUCCGCCAAUGACUAUCUUUACGACUAUAUUUAUGAAGAAAAGAGAGCUCAAACUACAAGCCACACAGAAGAGGAAUACUUUACUUUUCAGUCCUCGAGAGAUAAAAGCAAUUGGCCUGGACCAUUCGGAAAACUGACUAUCCAAAUUGCUCUCUGGGAUCAAAACGCUGAUUAUAUUAAUGAUCGAGCUAAAUGUGGGGACUGGCUUGCGCUCAACAAUGUACGCAUGAAAUUGAACUCAAAUGGAAGCAUUCUCGAAGGGGCUUUACACAGCGAGAAUGGAAAAGUACUCGUGCAAGUAAUAACGUUAGCUGAAGAAUCACCCAUAACCUCGGCUCGAUUGAAAUCCGCUAAGAAGCGACAAUUAAAGUAUAAGCAAUAUUACAAUAAACUUGUUGCUAAUAACGAAAAUAAUGUCAAAGAAAAUAGUUUUGGCAAGAAGAGAAAGUUUGAUGAUACCGAAGUAUCUGGGAGAAAAUCCAAAAAUAGAGAAACUAAACUAGGCCAUAUUGCAGAUCAGGAACGGAUAAGGUUAGGCACUGGGCUUCCCCAACUGAAUGAGAAUAUCAAGUCCAAUUUUACAGAUAAAACUGCUGUAACUUUGAGAGAGAUCCUCAACUCAACUUUUAGUUCUCCGACUGAAACAAGGCUAAUACCUUCUCCUUUCACGAAUUGCAAAUACAAAGCAAUAGUACGCGUUAUCGACUAUUUUCCUGACCAAAUCGAACACUUUGCAGUAUCUCUUGACGAUGAUGAAACAGAUGAACCGUCAAGCUCUGUUAAAAGCGAAGUUUCGAGCAAAAGACUGAAGAAUAAUUGGGAAUGGAGAUUUGCACUUUUACUAGAGGAAGCUUCAAUCACUGAAAGUUCUGAUAAAGAGUGUUUAUGGGUAGUCGUCGAUAACUAUGAAGCCCAACAUCUUUUGAAUUUAGAAAAAGAUGCCACAGAUCUUUCUCAAGAUAAAGAGCUUCUUUCUCAACUCAAAGAACAGCUCUUUAAGCUAUGGGGGAACCUGCAAGAAAAAAAAACAGCCAUUCUGCAAGAAAUAUCAUCAAAAUCUCAACCAAUUAUAAUUUAUCAUUCACCCGGGAUGCAACCAGAUCCUGAUAGCGAUGCAGAGAAAGAAAGAACAAAAAAUCAGACAAAGAUGAUAAAUUCGCAGCCUCUUGCAUCAGAAAGGAAUACGCUGCCAAUCAUAAAUCCAAUAGAAUAUGUGUCGCUUAGUAGUCAAAGGAAACUAUUUCAUGAUAUAAGGCCCUCGAACAAAGCCUUCACUUGUUGCAUUCAACAGUAUGGGAUAAGAGAGGUAGAAAAUCAUCCAGUCAACUCUAAUUUGGAACCAAAGAUACUGUGGAAACGACAAUAUUCAAUGUUUGGGACCAAGAUAGCAUAA